Archocentrus centrarchus (flier cichlid) is the source of this 5955-nucleotide messenger RNA. RefSeq names its product interferon-induced very large GTPase 1-like. NCBI's taxonomy places the organism in Eukaryota, Metazoa, Chordata, Actinopteri, Cichliformes, Cichlidae. Gene Ontology annotation, molecular function: GTP binding. Bases 8 to 5572 code for a protein of 1854 amino acids. The transcript has 6 exons. The record is from RefSeq and is a predicted model, not a curated record.
AGAUAAGAUGGAAGAAAACAGUGAUGACACAGCAGCUGGAGGGGCGGGGGAACCUGAAACCGAAUCUGUGACUAAGACCAAGGAGCUGCCUGAGCUCACACUUGUGUUACUUGGUGACACAAACUCCAUCGAGAUCGUACCAAAAAACAUCUUACUUGACCAUGAAGACCAAACAAAUGUGGAACAGUUUUCAUCCAAACUGUAUGAUUUCUGUGGUCGGCACAUUGCUGUCAUUAACCUGCUUGGGCUCCAAAAUACUGACAAAAUCUUAUUAAAUGAGGGAAAUCAUGUCUUUCUCUUACUGUUACCAUAUGGCCAGCAUAACAGCCAGUACAGCUCAGCAGUGCAGCAGCUAGAAAAAGCUUUUGGGGAAGGAAUUCUCUCUUAUGUAAUGACAGUUGUGACUCAUGAGCCAGGUGAUAAAUGUGAAAGUGCACUGACAGACCUGAAAACUAACAGCAGUUUUGCUGAAAAAAGGUUCCACACAUGUACCAGAAGCAUGACGGACGCAAACGAGAUUAUAGAUCUGUUAGAAAAAAUAGAUGCCAUGGUCUCUGAAAACAGUCUCCACAGUAGACACGAAGAGCAGAGAGAAUACCUGGACCACAGAUGUGACAAGGAAAAAGGGAUCGGAAAUGGUAACAUGAGCUACGCAGAGUGUGAGUCACUGAAUGGGCCUGGUGUUGCUGAACACUCACAGAAGAAAGAUGACAGCACAGGAGGAAAAGGUGGACACAAGCCUGUAUCAGCUGAAACUGAGGAGAGAGGUAACAUCUCAGAUGUGAUUGGAAGCAAUGAAAAGACUUUGAAUAUUUCUGAGGACAGCAACAGUCAGCAAUUUCAAAGAGAAGCUGAAAAACUACUCAGAAGACUUCAUCUUCAUGACAAUUAUCAACAGAAGAUGUCAACUGCAGACUUUCUUAAAAUAGGUCCUCCUGUGAAACAAAGCCAUGACACAUCAGAGAAAGAUCUAGCUUAUACUUUUCUUCAGAGGUUGAUGAUGUUAGACUACAGAGCCAGAGAUAUUCCUGUGAGACAAGACAAUCCUGAUGUGAGCUGUUCACAGUCUGUUCCAGUGUCUGACAGUGAUGACUUUGAUGAUCUAUUUAGGGACAGUGCAGACUCUGAUAAAUCAAAAGAGUCUCAUGUGCAUCCAAUGGAUGUUCAGAUGGCAGUAUUUCACUGCUCAGACAGUUUCCUGAAGCAGAACAUGGUUACAAAGCUGUCACAGUGUCAGUACGCCUUACCUUUGCUUGUUCCUGACCUAGUCACAAUGGAUAUUGAAUGUCCUCUGUGGACAUUCAGGCAGAUAACAAAAACAUGGAAGAAAACUCAAAUCAAGGAUAAUUCAAAUGUUGUCACCAUGAAGAGUAUGCCAAUCUGCAAAGCUGAGACAUCCAUGGUGUCAUUCUUCCGCCUGGGUUCACUGUCAGUGUCUAAAUCUCAGCUCAUGAACAGUUUGAUCAACGACCGUCACAGCACCUUCUUCCACAGGAACUGCAAAGGUAGCACCAAAUCUCGCCAUCUGAUGGAUGGUGUGGCAGAGAUUGCCUGGUACUGCCCAGCUGGAGAACCCAAUGACUCCUUCACUGACUGCAUUGCCUUCUGUAAUCUUCAUGGUGAUGCUCUGUUGAUUGAAAAACAGCGUGAGAUACUGACUGAAAAAUCUUCAAUCAAUAUUGUUCUUGUGCCAACUCUGGAAAAAGGCCAGAAAAAUACUACAGUCAUCCAAGCUCUUUACAAGUCACCAAAGCCUCUCAUUAUUCUCACUGCUGAUAGUGAUCGUGGUGUAGUUCAGGUGAAAGAUGGAAAAUACAAAAUGGGUCUGAAAGACAGAAACCAGUCAGAUGUUUCUGAAGAACUUAAAGGAAUCAUUAGAAAGGUUUUAUCUGGACCUCAUGCAUCCUUCCAGCUUGAAUCCAUGGCCAAGGUCUCUGGAAUCAGAGUGGAUGAAGAUGAUGCAGUUUGCCUAAGAGGGAAAUCUGCUGCAGUGCAAACAGUUAAUAUGCUUCAAUGGAUGGGAGUUUCAAAGAUCAAAGAUAAAUUUCUCCCUUGCCAAGGUGAUCUGUGGCUUGAGUGGUGCAAAAUAAAUAAAGAACUGUAUCACCUUAAAGGAAACAUUGAGAAGGACAAAAGUCAGAAAGAACAACAACUGAUGAAAAUACGACAAGAUCAAUGCAAAGAUUCAAAUAGUGAGCUGAUGAAGUCAUUCACUAAAAGGCUCUUGUCUUUGCCACCAAAAGAGAAAGAGUACUUCCUGAAAUGGACUCAGAUCUUAAUAGAUGCCCUAUCUACAGAUGAUCUCUCUUCAAUUCUCCAAAGCUAUGAUAAAAAGUGGACUGAGGUCUUGACUCUGAAGAAGAAACAUGACAAAUCUGCUCUGUUAACAAGCAAACAAACUGAGCUUGAGGAAAUAUCCAAAAAACUGCAGUCAGCAACCUUUGGCUUGGAGCACAUCUUCAGAGAAAUGGGACAGAUCUAUGAAGCCCAUAAAGCAGUAAAACCAAAGAGCAGAUUUACUGACUGGGCUAAAUACCCUGAAUUGGCUGCAGAUCUGAUGAUAUCAGGACACCCAGUGGAGCUGAUGGACGGUGAUGCAGGUCAGGUUCCUUUAACAUGGAUCUCUGGUAUUUUAGAUGAAGUUAUCAAGAAACUAGGUGACCAGAGAGUUUUUGUGUUGUCUGUUUUGGGCCUACAAAGCAGCGGAAAAUCAACAAUGCUGAAUGCCAUGUUUGGAUUGCAGUUUGCAGUGAGUGCUGGCAGGUGCACCAAAGGUGCGUUCAUGCAGCUGGUCAAAGUGUCAGAAGAACUCAGAAAAGUCUUCCAGUUUGAAUAUGUUCUAGUGGUGGACACUGAAGGACUACGUGCUCUUGAGCUGGCAGGAAAUGCUACUCUUCAUCACGACAACGAACUGGCAACAUUUGUUGUUGGCCUGGGAAACUUGACACUGAUUAACAUCUUUGGUGAGAAUCCAGCUGAUAUGCAAGAUGUCCUGCAGAUUGUUGUUCAGGCUUUCAUGAGGAUGAAGAAAGUUAAACUUUCUCCGAGUUGUGUGUUUGUUCACCAGAAUGUUACAGAUAUUGCAGCAACUGAGCAAAACAUGGACGGGAAAAGACGCCUGCAAGAAAAGCUGGACCAGAUGGCUCAGCUAGCUGCCAAAGAAGAGUCAUGUGAUGCUGAGUGCUUCAGUGAUGUCAUUGCCUUUGACGUACAGAAAGAUGUGAAAUACUUUGCCCAGUUAUGGGAGGGAAGUCCACCAAUGGCUCCUCCAAAUCCAGGCUACAGUAAGAGCAUCCAAGAGCUGAAGAACAUCAUCCUGUCUAAGGCUAAACAGUCUGCUGGGAUCAAACUCUCACAUUUCAAAAUCAAAAUUCACAACCUGUGGAAUGCCCUGAUGAACGAACAAUUUGUUUUCAGCUUUAAAAACACACUGGAAAUUGCAGUUUACAGAAGACUUGAGGUUCAAUAUGGGAACUGGACCUGGGCCCUGAGGAGCAACAUGCUGACCAUUGAAAAUCAUCUUCAUACCAGAAUUGAAAAUGGAAACCUUGACAGGGUUGGGCAUAGUGAUCUUUUCAAAAGAAUAAGCAAAAAAUAUAAGGAAGUACAAAAAAAUAUGACAAAGUACUUUGAGGAUGACAAAGAAAUGUUAGUUCAAUGGAAAGGCCGAUUUGAAAACAAAAUAAAGGAGUUUCAAGAGGAACUGGUGAGAGGAGUGGAAAGAAAACUGGAUGAAGUUAUCCAGCAGAAGAAAACUUGUAAAAAGCUGGAUGAGAAGAAGCCAGAGUUUGAGAACAAGCUGCUGCAAAAGAGCAAAGAACUCGCUCAUCAAUUAAAAGACAAAGCAAAAGAUGAAGAUGAACUUAAAACACAGUUCAACAGUGUUUGGAGUCACUGGGUUAAAGACUUAACUGCAGAUACACAACCCAUCAAAGAUAUCAAUCUGGAUGAUGAUCAGGCAAAUAUUCUUCAUGACCUUGGUUUUGAAUGGGGUCUUAUUAUUGAAUCCAAAAACAAUGGAAGGUACAAAAUGAUAUGUCAGGAUGGUGAUUACUCUAACUAUGUAGUCCUCCGCAAGCAGCAAAACACAGCAGGGCAGAACAUAGUCAACCAAGUGGUUACAUUGAUUGUAGAUGCUGGCAAAAAAGUAGUAAAUCAAUUUAGGGGACCUUUGGAGUAUGAGGACCAGGAACUGAUCAGAUCACUAAUAAAUGAUGUUGAGAAACAGUCUCUUGAUGAAAUUAGGAAGAAACCUGUAGCAACAAGAGGCUACAGUUCAGCUUACUUACAAGAAGUGGCCCAAAAAGUUCAGGUGACAGUGACAGAGUUUGAAAAAUACAAGAAAUAUGCUUUCAAGAAGGAGUUCACAGUUAAUCUGUUACUAUAUGUGUUUGAGUGGGCAAGCAGUUGGCUUUCACAGUCUCAUAAAACGUUUGCAGUGAAAAACGAUGCACGCACUUACUUGGAAACCAAGAGAACACAAUAUUUCAACAUUUUCAGAAGCUUCUGCAAAGGAAGCUCGUCUGCUGUUGUGUUUGGAGAAAUGAUCUGUGGAAAACUGAAGGUUUCCACUGUUGAGGCUGUCUGUAACCAGACUGCCAUUGAUCUUGCUGGAGAGAUGAAGUGCAGUUACCCUGUGUUCAAUGAGAACAGACUGAAUUUAGAGAAACACUUGUUGAAGUCGCUUGCCGAGAAAGAGGACUUUGAUGCUUUCAUCACCUACAUCCAAAAUCCAAGGAAGCAAGUAGAGGCUUUUAUAAAAGAGAAUGUGAAUGCUUUCAUGUCUGGAGAACACAAAGUUAAAGCAAUGAAUAUACUUUGGAAAAAUGUGGCCAAAAUUAAGGAGGUUGUCCAUCAAGCUUUAUUUAAUGCAGUCGAAGAAGUCAAAAGCCAGAGUGGAGACAUAGACAUGUGGGCAGGGAGGUUUUCCAGUUUCCUCAAUAAUAAACUGACUCUUGAUGCCAUCUCCUGUCAAAACUUCAAGGACAUAAACAAUUUUGACUUUCUUAAAGAAGAGAUUGAGAAAGGCCUUGAAUCCAUUACAAAGGAGAUGAAGCAGCUUUCUCUGGAUAAGAUGAAUGAAUUCAGACUGAGACCUGAUCAAAUCCUCAUCGAUCAGCUGUGUGACUGCUGCUGGGAAAAGUGUCCGUUCUGUGCAGCUGUUUGUACCAACACUAUCAAAGAUCACGUGAAUAAGCACAAGAUAGAUCACAGCUGUCCCUUUCAUCGUUCUCAAGCAGUCAAUGGUUGGCACUACAAAUACACUGAGGAAAUGUGUGUUGAGUUCUGCACAACAAAAGUUGCAAGUGACGGCCUAUUUUACCCAGAUGGAGUUUCAACAGAGCUCUUUUUUUAUAAAGAGUACAGAAAAGCUGGGCCAAGGUUUGCUGACUGGAGUAUUACACCUGAUAAGUAUAGGUCAAAGUAUUGGACAUGGUUUGUUUAUCGAUUUCAAAAGGACCUGGAAAACUACUAUAAGUUAAAAUUCACAAUGGAUCGUGAGAUUCUUGAAGGUUGGAAAGCAGAUCAGGACGAGGCUAUUCAAAGUCUAGAUGAAAUGUACAAACUGUGAGUGAGCCAACAUAGUUUCAACUCUGCUGAAAAUGACAACAGCUGUUUUCAUGUAAUCAUUCGCAAAUCAAAUAACAGUCACAUUUAUUACUCAUUUAAACAUUUGAAUGUGGAGAAUCAAUAGGUGAAUACACUGGUAAACAGAAAGCUGCUUUAAUGAACACUCACACAGGAGAGCUCAUGGGAACAAUAAUCAUUUUGAGAAUGCAGUGAGAAAUAAAAGCAAACAUGUUAAUGUUAAUAUUAUGGUAUCAUCAACAAAGUUUAUGAUUAGGAAACAAUGUUUUGCAUUUAAGGAAAAGACAAGAAGGAUGCUUUUCAGUGUUAGAAAUGAUUAAAUUGUUGCAUGUAAGGAUGAUGAUAUAUUUUAUUAAUUUAUAAUGU